AUGGAGGGACAAGAGGCCAGAGCGGAGAAUUAUCGCGAUGCAGCGGCCAUGCUGCUCAUCAAAAUGGGUCGUUCGCCGGAUGAGCAGAUCACCAUUUCGCCAGCUGACGAUGCCCGGAUUUUACGACGUAUUGACAUUGCGUUGCUCCCCCUCAUGCUCUCGGUAUACUUCCUACAAGCGUUGGACAAAGCAACAUUAUCAUAUGCCUCAAUAUUCGGGCUUAUCGAAGACACCAACCUCGAAGGCGAUCAGUACUCAUGGCUCGGCAGUAUUGUGUAUCUCGCGCAAUUAAUAAUGCAACCGCCUCUCGCACUCGCAUUGGUCAAGUUACCCAUCGGAAAACUCACGAGCGCCAUGGUUCUGGCGUGGGGAGUCACGCUUGUUCUCAUGACCUGGGCGAGUAAUUUCAAGACAUUGAUGGUUGCGCGGUUCUUUCUGGAUGUGGUGGAGGAGAAGAGAGCAGACUUUGAGAAUUGGGUCAUGCUUGGGAGUCUCAUUACUUAUGGGCUUGCACGUAUUGAUUCCAAGAUGAAGCCCUAUCAGAUCAUCUUCCUCUUCUUCGGCGCAAUCACAGUCGGAGUCUCCUUCGUCAUGUUCUUCUGGAUGCCCGACUCCCCCACUGAAGCCAAGUUUCUCACCGACGAAGACAAGAUCAUUGCGAUCGAGCGUCUUCGCAACAACCAGAUGGGCGUCAUGUCUCGAGAGUGGAGGAUGUCCCAUGUUGUUGAGACACUGAAGGACCUCAAGACAUGGUGUUGGGUUGCCAUGAUCUUCUGCAUCUCGGUUCCUUCAAAUGGCAUUUCGACUUUCGGGCCCUUGAUCAUCAAGUCAUUUGUGUCAGAUCCCUUUGAGACGAUGUUGUUCAAUGUACCUGUUGGGGUUUCGCACAUCAUCGCGGUGUCGGCGAGUGCCUAUAUAGCCAUGAAGUGGAAGCUCAAGGGCCCGGUUAUUGUUAUGCUGUGUAUACCUCCCAUCGUUGGAUGUGCCAUUAUGUUACACUUUGAGCAUAAUGUUGAGAACAAAGGGGUUCUGCUAGCGGGUUACUUCUGUUUGUGCACAUACACUGGUAUCACACCCUUGAUUUACUCAUGGUCAGCACAAAACACGGCUGGCGACACGAAGCGCAAGUCCACGUCAGCGCUCAUCUUCAUCAGCGCCUCAGCCGGCAACAUCGUCGGUCCUCUCCUCUACUCUCCCGACGAAGCACCAGCCUACACCCGCGGUCUUCGCUCCAACCUCGCACUCUACAUAGUCGUUAUCGCUCUCGUAGUGGUAACUUCUCUGCACCUCACCCGAUUGAACCGCCUUCACAGCCAACGCCGAGUCGCGCUUGGAAAGAGUGCGGUGCUUGUGGAUCGAAGUCUUGAAACCGCGGAAGAGGCGGAGAGGAUAGAGCACAUGGAGAGAUCAUUGCGUGGAGGGGUCCUGCGUGAAGCAGAAGACAACGAGGAUGGUAGGGUUUCCGAGGCGGGAGAUUUAGAAGGGGAUCGGGCGAAUCGGAAGGAUGAAGAUAAAGGAUUUGGUGAUAUCACGGAUUUGGAGAAUGAGGAUUUCUUGUUUGUGUUUUGA
Fusarium musae is the source of this 1569-nucleotide messenger RNA. RefSeq lists its product as uncharacterized. NCBI's taxonomy places the organism in Eukaryota, Fungi, Ascomycota, Sordariomycetes, Hypocreales, Nectriaceae. The record is from RefSeq and is a predicted model, not a curated record. Gene Ontology annotation, biological process: transmembrane transport. Gene Ontology annotation, molecular function: transmembrane transporter activity. Gene Ontology annotation, cellular component: membrane. The coding region runs from base 1 to 1569 and encodes 522 amino acids. The transcript is spliced from 6 exons.